CUGCAUCCCGCUUCUCUUCUUGGACUGUUAAUACUUACCACCCUUCCUGCCACUCUUUCGCUUUUAACUUCCCCAUCUCCCUUCAUUUUCCUCCGUCACCCCCGCUCCUGUCGUCGCCCUUCAAACACUCUCGUCACCACACUCGACAGUGAUCAGACACCGACGACCGUCACCCAAUAUGGCAACCACCCUUCAGCUUCCAUCUUUCCCCCGCCACGGCAUUCUGCUCAACCCCUCACCAUCGACUUCGCCCUACUCGCACACUACCUCUCUGCCCGGCACACCAAACCUUGUCUCAUCUCUUUCUUCGCUCUCAUCUUCCGCCUCGUCCUCCUCACCGCACAAUCUGGCUGAACAGGACAACUACUUCCUCACCUACGCUGCUGUGAGGGACCCAUACAGUGCGAUCCCUCGAGGAGGAUCGUCGCAGAAUCCGGGCUCUUCUGUAUCGAGAAACAAUUCUGCAAAGAAGCCCUCAUCUGCGCCUCAGACUCGCAGGAUCCGCUUUGCACCACUUCCUGAGCCCCGGAGAGACGAGCUCCAGCUCCCCGAUGUUUUCCUCGACGACAGCGUCGAGAAUCUGAGCAACUUCCCCGUCUCCCGUGAUGCUAUCGACACUCCAAGGUCCAAUUCCGGUGCGCCUUCGUCACUGUUGUUUAGUGAUCAUCACACACCAUCGGACUCCACUCCCACUACGAGCAACGCGAAUCUCCAGCUCGCUUCGAGUUCGAAGCCCACCGUCGCACCCAUCAAUACCGCUUCCUCGAGCACCAGCGGCUCCGACAAGGACGAUUCCUCGGACUGGGAUAUCACCACUCCUGUCUCCCCCAACAUCGCCCUCUCAUCAUCGGUCGAGCGCCUCCCUCAGAGCUGCCCAGAGUCCCCUCUCGGCCGUCGUCCAGAGCUCUCACGAGAGAAGAAGAGUUUCACCAAGAAGCUCCUGAAACCCCUUCUCGGGCCCCUAGGACGCAGCACCAUCUCGACAGAGGAUGUCCUUACGCUUGGCGUCAACCAACUCUUCAGGAGCUCGACGCGCGACUCCGACGACGGCCUGUCCUCGGGCGCCGCGACGCCCGCCGGGGCCAGCACGCCUGCGCGCAGCCACUCCAAGGAGCGGAGCAGCAGCGCCUCCGAUAGCGAGUGCGGAUUCGGUGUGCCACUCUCACGCAGCACGAGCGACGGCGCGAAAAAGCGCAAGACGUUCCUCGGCUUCAGCCACGGCAACAGCUCGUCCAGCGACGGCGGGCUCUGGCGCACUCAGAGUGGGCCGAGCGACCUGCGGAGGGUGCAGAGCAAGGAGGUCAAGGAGAGCGAGGACGCAACGCGCCCGCGGCGCGGCAGCACCAACCAGAUGUACGGCCCCGGGAGGCAGCUGAGGAUGCUCAACGGCCGUGUCUACGGUGCGAAGAGGUCGAACUUGGCGAAGACGAACCUGUUCGCCAAUGCUCGGUACGUCGUGCACCCCCCUUUUGUGAUGUAUUCGUUUGCUGACUUGUGUCAAUAGCACUGACGACAACGAGUUCGUCGAGUGGGGCUACGGAGGCAUGGGCAGUGUCAAGACUGCCGCUUCCGUCGGUGCGGACAACAAGUGGGCGCGCGUCCAGGGCAACUCUGCACUUGGCGUCGGCGCAACUCAAACCGGCUGGGGCAAGGACCGCCGGGAGGCCGUCGACGAUGACUACGACGGCAGCAGCAUGGCAUGGCUCAAGAAGCGUAAGGAGCAGCGCGAGCAAGCUCGGAAGGAGGCAGAAGCAAAGGCGGCGAAGGAGGCAGCUGAAAAGGAGAACCACGACGCCCAGCAAACACCCAGCGAGGCCCCCGAGCCAGCGGCCGAGAAGUCGGAAGCCAAGGAGGGCAACCCGGAGGAGGUUGCAGCGAAGGAGGCGCAACAUGUCACCACUGCUAUCGCCCUCCCUGCCCACCAUCGGCCAGUGCAUCAUCACUCGCGGUCUAUGGAGCGCGUGCCAUCAUCGGGAAGCCACAUCAUCAAGGCGACGCCCGAGAGGAGAGAUAGCGAGGAUACCGCACGCGCGGUGUCGCCUCCAGUUCCCGCGGGUGCCCUUAUCGAUGCGCAGCAAGUGGCUGGAGAGAUGGAGCUCCCUGAGCGUGCGGGUAACGCUCGUGUGCGCCGUGAGAGCGAGAGCAGCGCCUCGGGCGUGAGCAGCUUCGGCUCGGACGACGAGGACGCAGAUGUGGAGGACAGCCCGAAGGACUCCUAUGGUGAGGAGGACGAAGAGGAGUCUGAGGACGAUGUAAGUAAACU
Molecule: messenger RNA, 2263 nt
Organism: Phanerochaete carnosa HHB-10118-sp
Lineage: Eukaryota; Fungi; Basidiomycota; Agaricomycetes; Polyporales; Phanerochaetaceae
Exons: 1
Coding region: 179-1504 (441 amino acids)
Source: RefSeq, a predicted model, not a curated record